This is a messenger RNA of Ziziphus jujuba (common jujube), 1857 nucleotides long. RefSeq lists its product as uncharacterized. Gene Ontology annotation, biological process: maturation of LSU-rRNA from tricistronic rRNA transcript (SSU-rRNA, 5.8S rRNA, LSU-rRNA); box C/D snoRNP assembly; snoRNA localization. Bases 310 to 1581 code for a protein of 423 amino acids. The transcript has 5 exons. Gene Ontology annotation, cellular component: nucleus; pre-snoRNP complex. The record is from RefSeq and is a predicted model, not a curated record. Lineage: Eukaryota; Viridiplantae; Streptophyta; Magnoliopsida; Rosales; Rhamnaceae.
ACCAAAUAGUCGUCCUUGAAAAAUUUGAAAAAAAAGAAAAAACGAAAUUUUCAUAGCAACAACAGUAGAGAAGGAAUUUUGCCCUACAAGCUCGCUAGUUUAUUCUGUUCCCCGCCUUCCUCUCUCUGCCACUUCUGUCUUUGCUCUCUAUUUCGGCGCCGACCACAAGACAUAGUCUUUGUGCAAAAGCUGUGUUUCUAUGGAAGAUGGUCUUUGACUAUUUUGUUUAAUAUGGAUUCCAUGCUCUGAACCCUAGUCCUCUUUUGUGUGUCGAACCCACAAAAUAUUCUGGGUCUCUCUGCAAACACCAUGGGUAGUAUGGAGGAACGAAAAGAACCGGUUUUGCCAUCAAACUCAAAUCCCAAAGAGUCGACUUUCUGUGAAGAGUGCAAAUCCAACCCAUCAAAGUAUAAAUGCCCAGGUUGUUCCAUACGCUCUUGCAGUCUUCAAUGCGUCAAAGCUCACAAGCAACGCACCGGUUGUACGGGCAAAAGGAACCAGACCCAGUUCGUCCCACUUUCUCAGUUCGAUGAUAAGCAGCUCCUCUCUGACUAUAAUAUGCUUGAGGAAGUGAAGAGAGUUGCUGAAUCUGCUCAGAGAAUGAGAUAUAACUUGUGCAGAUAUAAUUAUUUUAGGUUACCCUAUCAUCUCAGAAGCCUUCGGAAUGCUGCCUCAAGUAGGAGGACAAAACUCCUAUUUCUUCCAAGUGGAAUGUCAAAAAGGGAGAAAAAUCAAACUCGAUAUGAUCAAAGGAAGAAAUCCAUCUACUGGACAAUUGAGUGGCAAUUUCAUUCCGCAGAUGUUGUGCUACUUGACCAUGGAGUAAAUGAAAACAUGAACCUCUGCUCUGCUAUUGGCAACCAUCUAAAACCUGGCCCUUGGAAUCACCCGCUAAGGAAAUUCUGCGAGGAGCAGCUGGAUCAUCUCAAAUUUUUCAUUUGUAAAUACCCAAAGGGUUCCAAGUCACCUUUCUAUGAGUUAGACAGUACAAUUCCAAUACGGCAGCAGUUUGCAAAUUUAGUUAUUUUGGAGUACCCUGUUAUAUAUGUUUUUCUCCCUUCGCAGAGUUGUGAUUUUGAAGUCAUUAGAGAUGCCAAUCCCAUUAUUCGUAAACCCCAUCUUAGAAAUUCUAAAAGCAAUGAUCAUUUGACCAAAGAAGGUACUGCUUUUAAGGAGGAGGAAAUAGAAGACAACAGCUCUUUGGAACCAAAAGUGUUUGAUUUCAUGAAAUAUGGAAAUCCAGAUUCCCUGCAUCAAUUCCCCCAUCAGGGUAGUUCUGAGAAAUUGUUAAGUAACUUGUCAGAUAGAGCUUCAUCUGCCAAGGAGGUAGCAGGAAAUAGUCCACAGUCUAGCUUGAAGACCAAGGAACAAGGACUUUUCGAAGAUAUGGAGUUUGAUUUUGAUCAAGGCUUGAUAGAUGUGUAUUCGGAUCUCAUUUCACAAAUAAAUCCAGAUGAUUUCCUUGAUUUGGAAGGCGAAUUUUCUAAGGAAGAAGAGGUGGAAGGGAAAAAAAAUCCUUCUUAUCUAAUGGAAGACUUCCCAGCAGACAAUGACUUGGAGGAAGGUGAGAUUCUAGAAUAAAUGAUAUUCAUGGAAUUCCCCAAGAAGAAUUAAGAGGAGUUUGAGCAGGGCUGGACCAACUUUGCUUGUGGCUUCAUGUGAGAAAAAAAAAAAAAAAGUAGUCCUUUUAAUUAAAUAGUAUUUUUUUAAUAUUUAAUAUAUGUUUACAUUAUACUUUUUUUUUUUUUUUUUUCUCCCUUUGUUUCGAAUGUAGUGAGAUGUUUGGCUCAAAGUGGCCCUUCUUGUUUCGACCCUUUUUUUCAAAUGAAUUUUGAAUAUAAUUAUUUUUUCAUGAAA